AGCGAAGAUGGCGGCCGAGAGGGAGCCUCCUCCGCUGGGGGACGGGAAGCCCACCGACUUUGAGGAGCUGGAGGACGGGGAAGACCUGUUCACCAGCACUGUCUCCACCCUGGAGUCAAGUCCAUCGUCACCAGAACCAGCUAGUCUUCCUGCAGAAGAUAUUAGCGCAAACUCCAAUGGUCCAAAACCUGUACAAGUUGUGCUAGAUGACGACAGAGAAGAUCUUUUUGCAGAUUAUAAACUCCCUGAGGGCAGAAGCCACAGAAGAAGUUUCUUUGGAUAGCCCAGAAAGGGAGCCCAUCCUUUCCUCAGAACCUUCUCCUGCAGUCACACCUGUCACCCCUACUGCACUCAUUGCUCCUAGAAUGGAAUCCAAGAGUCUGUCAGCUCCUGUGAUUUUCGAUAGAUCCCGGGAAGAGAUUGAAGAAGAAGCAAAUGGAGAUAUUUUUGAUAUAGAAAUUGGUGUGUCAGAUCCAGAGAAAGUUGGUGAUGGCAUGAAUGCUUACAUGGCAUACAGAGUAACAACAAAGACUUCUCUUUCCAUGUUCAGUAAGAGUGAAUUUUCAGUUAAAAGAAGAUUCAGUGACUUUCUUGGUUUGCAUAGCAAAUUAGCAAGCAAGUAUUUACAUGUUGGCUACAUUGUGCCGCCAGCACCAGAGAAAAGUAUAGUAGGUAUGACCAAGGUCAAAGUAGGUAAAGAAGAUUCAUCAUCCACUGAAUUUGUAGAAAAACGGAGAGCAGCUCUGGAAAGGUAUCUUCAAAGAACAGUAAAACAUCCAGCUUUGCUGCAGGAUCCUGACUUACGGCAGUUUUUGGAAAGUUCAGAGCUGCCUAGAGCAGUUAACACGCAGGCUCUGAGUGGAGCAGGAAUAUUGAGGAUGGUGAACAAGGCUGCCGACGCUGUCAACAAAAUGACAAUCAAGAUGAAUGAAUCGGAUGCAUGGUUUGAAGAAAAGCAGCAGCAAUUUGAGAAUCUCGACCAACAACUUCGGAAACUUCAUGCCAGUGUUGAAGCCUUGGUCUGUCAUAGAAAAGAACUUUCAGCCAACACAGCUGCCUUUGCUAAAAGUGCUGCCAUGUUAGGCAAUUCUGAGGACCAUACUGCUUUAUCUCGAGCCUUGUCGCAACUUGCAGAGGUAGAGGAGAAGAUAGACCAGUUACAUCAAGAACAAGCUUUUGCUGACUUUUACAUGUUUUCAGAACUACUUAGUGACUACAUUCGUCUCAUUGCUGCAGUGAAAGGUGUGUUUGACCAUCGAAUGAAGUGCUGGCAGAAAUGGGAAGAUGCUCAAAUUACUUUGCUCAAGAAACGUGAAACAGAGGCAAAAAUGAUGGUUGCCAACAAGCCAGACAAAAUACAGCAAGCUAAAAAUGAAAUAAGAGAGUGGGAGGCAAAAGUACAGCAAGGAGAAAGAGAUUUCGAACAGAUCUCUAAAACAAUUCGAAAAGAAGUGGGAAGAUUUGAGAAAGAACGAGUGAAGGAUUUUAAAAGUGUUAUCAUCAAGUACUUGGAGUCAUUAGUACAAACACAGCAACAACUGAUAAAAUACUGGGAGGCAUUCCUACCCGAAGCCAAAGCCAUUGCCUAGCAAUGAGAUUAUUCCUGCCAAGAAGACAUGGGACAUUUGUUCCAGUUAUGCUGAAUGCUAAAGUGAAACCAUUGAAACCAUCUAAAUAAACCACAAUAUAUUUUAUGAACUACAUGUGGUUUUUUACAUAUAUAUAUAUAUAUAUAUAAAUGAAUAUGUGUAUAUAUGUAUAUGUAUGUGUAUAUACAUAUAUAUACAUAUAUAUAUUCUGACAUUUUAUUACAGGCUGCAUGUCCUGACCCUCUUGGAAUUAAGUGGACUGUGGCAUGAUAUUCUGCAGUAUUUUGCUGAAUUGAACACUAUUGUGUCUUAAAUACUUGCACUGAAGAGUGCACUGCAAGGCCAGAAAAUUUUAUGAUUUUCUUUAUAGUAUAAUAUGUUUACCCUCUUUAUG
Castor canadensis (American beaver) is the source of this 1983-nucleotide messenger RNA. NCBI's taxonomy places the organism in Eukaryota, Metazoa, Chordata, Mammalia, Rodentia, Castoridae. The record is from RefSeq and is a predicted model, not a curated record.